GCCAAACAUAAACAAGGAAAUUUGCGGGAAAAUGGCACCAUCUCCGGCAGUAGAUAAUGAUAAAACAAACGACGAUCAAGACACUGGGAUUAGAUCUCGAUCUAAAAGACAGAAGUUUGACAAAUCGGGAAGACUAGCGGCUUUUGAGAGAUUAAAGAAGACGAAGGAGAGAGGAGAGAAGAAUAAAUACAUAGUUGAAGAGGAAAAGGAUGUUUAUGAACUUGUUGAUGAAGCGAAAUAUUCGGAAUUGGUUCGGCAGCGACAGGAGGAUGAUUGGAUUGUUGAUGACGAUGGGUCUGGGUACGUAGAGGACGGCCGAGAAAUUUUCGAUGAUGACAUUCACGGAGAAGAAACCAGUAAAACUGAAGCCAAGGGGAAGGCAGGUGGUGAGAGAAAGAAGAACCGAAACAUUGUGCGUCCUGGUUCCAAACCGAAGCAGGACAUCAAAUCCAUGUUCGCUGCUGCAUCUUUCGGUACAAAGAAGAAACCUGAGAAAGACGUCAGUUUGGCUGAUGACGACAUUUUGGGCGACCUCAUGCAGGAGCUACGACAAGGACCGACAGUAAAACCUCUGCCAACAAAGAUGAACAAAACAAAAUCAAACAGAUCGGCAUACAACCCGUUCAGUGUGAAGCCAAUAGCUCCGCCCGUUCUUAAAGAGAAAACAAUAAAGCGAGAACUGGACUACGCUACUGAACAUCCAACCAAGAAGACGACUUUCACAAAGAUUCAUAUGCCAAAACCAGUUCCGGUUAAGAUGGAACCGUUUUCGGUAGACGACCAAAUGAAUGAUGAUGCGGUCAGUGCUGAGGUGGAUGACAUCAUGGACGUCACUGAUCAGCAGAAUGGACAUCCCAGUGGUCAAGGUGACGUCGCGAUGGACUUGAACGACAUUGACUUCGAUGACGACGAUGUCCAGGACAGUAAACCUGAGACUGACAACAACAAACCUUCUGUUGUUAAGACAAAACCGCAGCCCGUAGUCAAAGAGGAGUUUGUGUCUGCCGGCUGGGACAACAUGGAGAAGGAAUCGGUGCCGACGGUUGACGAUGUGCAUGUAGACACGACCCAGUUGCCGUUGACAGCCAACAACGAUGGAGAACAGGUCCUGCGAUUCUACUGGCUGGACGCGUAUGAAGAUUAUUACAAACAUCCGGGUAUUGUCUACCUAUUUGGAAAGGUGUGGAUAGACUCGGCCAAGACGUUCGUCAGUUGCUGUGUGACGGUGCGAAAUAUUGAGCGGCGGGUUUACCUUUUACCCAGACCCACACGUAUGAACAUGAAGACAGGGGAGGACACUGGUGAAAGUAUCACCAUGAUGGACACUUAUGAAGAAUUCAACGAGAGAGUAACGGAGAAAUACAGAAUUAUGAAGUUCAAGUCAAUGAAAGUGACGAAACAAUAUGCAUUUGAGAAGACUGAUGUGCCGGUUGAGUCAGACUACCUGGAAGUGCGAUACUCCGCUGACUUGCCUCCCCUUCCUGCAGACUUGAAAGGCGAGACCUUCAGUCAUGUUUUCGGUGCUAACACUUCAAGUCUCGAGAUUCUACUUCUGGAUAGAAAAAUGAAGGGACCUGGCUGGCUCGACCUAAAAUGUCCUCAAAUCACAAAUCCACCUAUUAGCUGGUGCAAGGUAGAGGCGUUUAUAACAAAACCUGAAAAUGUGUCGGUGGUCCGAGAUUCAAACUUAACUCCGCCCCCGCUGGUUGUCAUGACGCUCAAUCUACGGACACUACCCAACCCAAAGACUCACCAGAAUGAGAUCAUUGCUGCAUCGUGUCUGAUUCAGAAUAAUUUCCAGAUGGAUAAACCCGCCCCAAGUCAACUUUUCCAGCAGCACUUUUGUGCAAUAACAAAGCCGAACGAUUGCAUCUUUCCGUUUGACUUGCGAGAACGUGUACAACAAGAGAGUCACAAGAUGAAAACUGAAAUAUCGUCUACAGAGCGAGGUCUACUCGGUUUUCUGCUCGCAAAGAUACACAAAGUAGACCCUGACCUACUACUGGGUCACGACAUCUAUGGUUUUGAUCUUGACGUCUUGCUGCAUCGUAUCAAUGCCAACAAGAUACCGCACUGGUCGAAAAUCGGACGUCUCAAGCGAUCUGUAAUGCCAAGACUGUCGGGCUCUGGUGGAAAGGGCGGCUUUGCUGAGAAGACAGCAACCUGUGGACGAUUGUUGUGCGAUGUGAAAAUUUCGGCUAAGGAACUCCUACGUUGCCGUAGUUACGAUCUCACGGAACUGUCCCAUCAGAUUCUCAAGUGUAACAGGAAGGAGAUUGAUUACGAAGAGAUCAAGAACAUGUACAGCUCAUCAAAGCAGCUGCUUGGAUUGAUCGAGACGACACUCAUGGAUUCCACCUACAUCCUGCGCAUCCUGUACGAACUGAACAUCAUCCCCCUGGCACACCAGAUAACCACCAUUUGUGGAAAUGUCAUGUCGAGGACUUUAAUGGGUGGAAGAUCGGAAAGAAAUGAGUUGCUGUUGUUACAUGCAUUCUUCGAGAAAAACUUUGUCCUGCCUGAUAAGGACUACAAGAAAAAGACUGUUGUGAAUACUGAUGUAGCCGAGGAUGAUGACCACGACUCGAGUAAACCGAGGAAAAACCAGGGUCGCAGAAAACCCGCUUACGCUGGCGGUCUCGUUCUCGAACCAAAGAAAGGGUUCUAUGACAAGUUCAUCCUGCUUUUGGACUUCAAUAGUUUAUAUCCAUCGAUCAUCCAGGAAUACAACAUAUGCUUCACAACCAUCAACAGGACCGCAGCAAAUAAAUCAGGCAAUAAUGAUGAGGAUGAUCCGAUCAUCGAGUUGCCUGACCCAGAUUUGGAACCCGGAAUUCUGCCGACUGAGAUCCGUAAAUUAGUGGAGAGUCGUAAACAGGUGAAACAGCUGAUGAAGCAACCGGACGUCACACCGGAACAGUACAUGCAGUAUGACAUUCGACAGAAGGCUCUCAAACUGACGGCUAACAGUAUGUACGGGUGUCUCGGCUUUACUUUCUCGAGGUUUUACGCGAAACCCCUCGCAGCUCUCAUUACCAGCAAGGGACGAGAGAUUCUCAUGAAGACAAAAGAUCUGGUAGAAUCGAUGAAUUUGGAAGUGAUUUACGGUGACACAGACUCCAUUAUGAUCAACACCAAUUGUACGGACAUCGACCAAGUGAUGAAAUUAGGAAACAAGAUCAAACAGGAGGUGAACAAGCUGUUCCGGCUGUUGGAGAUUGACAUCGACGGCGUCUUCAAGUCGAUGCUGCUGCUGAAGAAGAAGAAGUACGCAGCGCUCAGCAUGACGCGGUCGGCCGACGGCAAAUACACGACCACGCAGGAACUCAAGGGCCUGGACAUCGUGCGGCGCGACUGGUCAGAUCUAGCCAAGGACGCUGGAAACUUCGUGGUUAGUCAGAUACUGUCUGGGGAGUCAGCGGAGGUCAUUCUGGAGAAUAUACAUUCCAAGUUGCAGGAAGUUGGGGUCAAGGUCAUGAACAAUGAACUUCCUGUUGACCUCUACUACAUCACUAAGCAACUGACGAAGAACCCAGAGGAUUACCCCGACAAGAAGAGUUUGCCUCAUGUCCAGGUGGCGCUGCGACUCAACAGCAAGGGAGGCAAGCGACUCCGCAGUGGGGACACCGUCUCUUACAUCAUCUGUCAGGAUGGAUCCUCCUUGGCUGCAUCUCAGCGAGCGUAUCACCCUGACGAACUUGCGAAGAGCGACAAUCUUAAGAUAGACACGAAGUACUACCUGGCUCACCAGGUCCACCCGGUCGUGUGUCGACUGUGUGACCCCAUCGAGGGCACGGACGCUGCUAGACUCGCAGAAUGUCUAGGGUUAGACCCGUCUGGCUACCGCCACGUGGCCGCUGGUGACGAUGACGCAGAGGAUGCCCUGCUGGGGGUUCAACUCUCGGAGGAGGAACGCUACAAGGACUGCGACAGAUUCAAGUUCCGGUGUCCCGGCGCGCAGUGCGGACGUGAAAUCAUCUUAGACAGCGUGUUUACCGGAGCAGACAAGGCACUGGAGUGCUCACUGUCGAAAUGUCCCAAUCCGCAGUGCCGAUGUGUUCCCAGCGAACUCGUGAACCAGAUCGAGAACCAGCUCGUAGCAGUCAUCCGCAAACAUAUCCGCAGAUAUUACGAGGGUUGGUUGAGGUGUGAGGACUCUACGUGUGGCUCUCGUACCAGGAAAACUCCACUGACAUUCUACCGCGGACACCCAAUCUGUUCCGUCUGUCAGAGAGGAUCACUACACCAAGAGUACACGGACUGUGAGUUGUACACUCAGCUGUGUUUCUAUCAGUACGUUUUCGACACGGACAAAGCUCUCGCCUUCCAGUCAAACCAACAUUUUGCUAAAACCAUCCUGGCGGGCUAUGAAGAGGCGUACAGACAGUUAAAGAACACUGUUGGCCGAUGGCUGCGUCGAAGUGCGUAUUCCGAAGUAAACCUCACAAAACUCUUUGAUGGACUCUUUCAGCUGAGAUAAAAACUGAUUUUACAAACACAUACAGACCAGUGUACCUCAUAAAAUCUUUGAUGGAUUCUUUCAGCUGAGAUAAAAACUGAUAUUUCAAACAUGUACAAACCACAGUAGCUCACAAAAUCUUUGAUGGGCUCUUUCAGCUGAGAUAAAAACUGAUAUUUUCAAACAUGUACAGACCACAGUAGCUCACAAAACGUUUUGAUGGACUCUUUCAAUUUCAGGGUUUCUGCCAGAGGGUAAAACGGGUAUGGCGCCAUACCCGAAUGUUUUUACAGAUUUGUUUAUUUUUUUUAAGUUAACUUUUUAACAAAAUUAAUUACUCUUAACAUUACUGUAUGAUUUUCUUAACCCUAACCCUAAGCUUAACCCAUUUUCUUUCUGAUGGGAGGCCCCUCAUACCCCUUGUUAACUGUGGUUGAAUUCAAUUCCAUAGUGCUAUACCCAAAAAUUUCUUUCUGGCAGAAACACUAAGCUGAGAUAAAAAAAAUUUUUUAUCUCAGAAACGUAUACAGACCAGUGUAUCUGGACCACAUACUGAUCCCAAAACACAAUAGUGCUUUAUUCACUGAUCUGUGAGAGAUUGAUAAAACUAUCAAUAGGACUGGAAUGCAUUUUAAAAACAGUCCAUACUAGUAUAGGAUACUGUCAUUGUCUGCAGAUAUUUUUGUAUUCAUUUUUAACAUUUGUUAAUAAAUUGCAUGCUAUUACAAAUUGUGACCCCUACUUUGGAAAAAGGGGUCACAAGCCUGAUGUGACCCCUAAGUAUUUUGGUGCAUGUUGGCCUGAUGUGACCCUUAAUUAUUUUGGUGCAUGUUGGCCUGUUAAAAAACAAAAACAUUAUUUUCAUAUUAUAAAUCAUUGCAUUUUUUCACUUGAAAUUUGUAUAUUUAUUUUGAAUAUAUUUGUGUAAAUAACGAAAUAACUGGUGUAUUAAACGGAUUACAAAAGCU
This is a messenger RNA of Gigantopelta aegis, 5427 nucleotides long. RefSeq names its product DNA polymerase alpha catalytic subunit-like. The transcript has 39 exons. NCBI's taxonomy places the organism in Eukaryota, Metazoa, Mollusca, Gastropoda, Neomphalida, Peltospiridae. Bases 32 to 4480 code for a protein of 1482 amino acids. Gene Ontology annotation, biological process: DNA replication; leading strand elongation; lagging strand elongation. The record is from RefSeq and is a predicted model, not a curated record. Gene Ontology annotation, cellular component: alpha DNA polymerase:primase complex. Gene Ontology annotation, molecular function: chromatin binding; purine nucleotide binding; single-stranded DNA binding.